AUGAUCCUGAGGAGAUCCCGGGUCACCUGCGCCGGAAUUGCCUUCGCCCUCUGCCUCCAGCACCUCGUCAGCGCCAUCGAGGUCCCCCUGGACCUGCCGCAGCCCCCCACCAUCACCAAGCAAUCCAUCAAGGAUUACAUCGUGGAUCCCAGGGAUAACAUCUUCAUCGAAUGCGAAGCCAAAGGCAACCCCGUUCCCACCUUUUCCUGGACGCGGAACGGGAAGUUCUUCAACGUGGCCAAGGAUCCCAAGGUGUCCAUGAGGAGGAGAUCGGGGACUUUGGUCAUCGACUUCCACAGCGGGGGCCGGCCCGACGACUACGAGGGCGAGUACCAGUGCUUCGCCAGGAACGACUACGGCACGGCCCUUUCCAGCAAAAUCCACCUCCAGGUGUCCAAAUCUCCGCUGUGGCCCAAGGAAAAGGUGGAUGUGAUCGAGGUGGAUGAGGGGGCCCCGCUGAGCCUGCAGUGCAAUCCCCCACCCGGCCUCCCCGAGCCCGUCAUCUUCUGGAUGAGCAGCUCCAUGGAGCCGAUCCCGCAGGACAAGCGCGUGUCCCAGGGCCACAACGGGGACCUUUACUUCUCCAACGUGCUGGCGCAGGACGCGCUGACCGACUACAGCUGCAACGCGCGCUUCCACUUCACCCACACCAUCCAGCAGAAGAACCCCUACACCCUCAAGGUCAAAACCAAGAAGUCCCAUAACGAAACGUCUUUAGGAAAUUCCCCCGCCAUGUACCGCGCCCGAGGGAUCUCAGAAACCACUCCCAGCUUCAUGUAUCCCUAUGGAACAUCCAGCAGCCAGAUGGUGCUCCGAGGGGUGGAUCUCCUGCUGGAAUGCAUCGCCUCCGGAGUACCAGCGCCGGACAUCAUGUGGUACAAGAAAGGCGGGGAGCUCCCGGUGGGUAAAACCAAGCUGGAGAACUUCAACAAGGCCCUGCGCAUCUCCAACGUGUCCGAGGAGGACUCCGGGGAAUAUUUCUGCCUGGCCUCCAACAAGAUGGGCAGCAUCCGCCACACGAUCUCGGUGAGAGUGAAGGCUGCUCCCUACUGGCUGGAUGAGCCGGAGAACCUGAUCCUGGCCCCAGGAGAGGACGGCAGGCUCGUGUGCCGCGCCAACGGCAACCCCAAACCGUCCAUCCAGUGGCUGGUGAACGGAGAGCCCAUCGAAUCGUCUCCCCCCAACCCGAGCCGGGAGGUGGCCGGGGACACCAUCGUGUUCCGGGACACGCAGAUCGGCAGCAGCGCCGUGUACCAGUGCAACGCGUCCAACGAGCACGGCUACCUGCUGGCCAACGCCUUCGUCAGCGUGCUGGAUGUUCCCCCCCGGAUCCUGGGCCCCCGGAACCAGCUGAUCAGGGUGAUCCAGAACAACAGGACGCGCCUGGAUUGUCCCUUUUUUGGGUCCCCCAUCCCCACCCUGCGCUGGUUUAAGAACGGCCAGGGGAACACGCUGGAUGGAGGCAACUACAAAGCCCACGAGAACGGGAGCUUGGAGAUGUUCAUGGCCAGGAAGGAGGACCAGGGAAUCUACACCUGCGUGGCCACCAACAUCCUGGGGAAAGCUGAGGCCCAAGUCCGCCUGGAGGUCAAAGACCCCACCAGGAUCGUGAGGGGCCCCGAGGACCAGGUGGUCAAGAGGGGCACCAUGCCCCGGCUCCACUGCCGCGUCAAGCACGACCCCACGCUGCGGCUCAUGGUCACCUGGCUGAAGGACGAUGCCCCCCUGUACCUGGGGAACAGGAUGAAGAAGGAAGAGGAUGGUCUGACCAUCUAUGGCGUGACUGAGAAGGACCAGGGCGAUUACACGUGUGUGGCCAGCACGGAGCUGGACAAGGACUUGGCCAAGGCCUAUCUCACCGUGCUGGCACGACCUGACCAGCCCCGGGACCUGGAGCUGACGGAUCUGGCCGAGAGGAGCGUGAGGCUGACGUGGAUCCCUGGAGAUGACAACAACAGCCCCAUCACAGACUACAUUGUGCAGUUCGAGGAGGAUCGUUUCCAGCCGGGAGUGUGGCACGACCACUCCAGGUACCCCGGGAGCGUCAACUCGGCCGUGCUGAGCCUGUCCCCGUACGUCAAUUACCAAUUCCGCGUCAUCGCCGUCAACGACGUGGGCAGCAGCGUGCCCAGCGUGCCCUCCGAGCGCUACCAGACCAACGGGGCACGUCCUGAAAUAAAUCCAACAGGAGUUCAAGGGGCAGGGACCCAAAAAAACAACAUGGAGAUCACGUGGACCCCCCUGAACGCAACUCAGGCUUACGGGCCCAACCUCAGGUACAUCGUGAGGUGGCGGCGGCGGGACCCCCGCGGGAGCUGGCACAACGAGACGGUGCGGAGCGCGCGGCACGUGGUGUGGAACACGCCCAUCUUCGUCCCCUACGAGAUCAAGGUGCAGGCCGAGAACGACUUCGGCAGAGCCCCCGAGCCCGACACCUACAUCGGCUACUCCGGGGAGGAUUAUCCCAAGGCUGCGCCCACGGAUAUCAGGAUCAGAGUGUUAAACAGCACAGCCAUAGCUCUGACCUGGACCCGGGUGCACCUGGACACCAUCCAGGGACAGCUCAAGGAGUACCGAGCCUAUUUCUGGAGAGACAGCAGCUUGCUGAAGAACCUGUGGGUCUCCAAAAAACGGCAGUUUGUGAGUUUUCCUGGAGACCGCAACCGGGGCAUCGUGUCCCGGCUGUUCCCUUACAGCAACUACAAGCUGGAGAUGGUGGUCACCAACGGCCGAGGGGACGGGCCCCGCAGCGAAAUGAAGGAAUUCCCCACCCCUGAAGGAGUGCCCAGCUCCCCCAGGUACCUGCGGAUCCGACAGCCCAACCUGGAAGUCAUCAACCUGGAGUGGGACCACCCCGAGCAUCCCAACGGGAUCAUCACGGGAUACACCCUCCAAUACCAACCCUUUAACGGGACCCGGAUGGGCAGGAUGGUGGUGGAGAACCUGUCCCCCAACCAGACGAGGUUCACCGUGCAGAGGUCAGACCCCAUCUCCCGCUACCGCUUCAGGCUCCGCGCCCGCACCCAGGUGGGAGAGGGAGAAAUCCUGAUGGAGGACUCGCCGGCGCUGCUGGAUGAAGCCACGCCAAGCCCAGCCUACACCAAGAACCAGGUGGACAUCGCCACGCAGGGCUGGUUCAUCGGCCUCAUGUGCGCCAUCGCCCUCCUGGUGCUCAUCCUCCUCAUCGUCUGCUUCAUCAAGAGGAGCCGCGGCGGGAAGUACCCAGUGCGGGACAACAAGGACGAGCACCUCAAUCCCGAGGACAAGAACGUGGAGGACGGAUCCUUCGACUACAGGUCUCUUGAAAGCGAUGAAGACAACAAACCUCUUCCCAACAGCCAGACCUCGCUGGACGGGACGAUAAAGCAGCAGGAGAGCGACGACAGCUUGGUGGACUACGGAGAAGGGGGCGAGGGCCAGUUCAACGAGGACGGCUCCUUCAUCGGCCAGUACACGGUCAAGAAGGACAAAGAGGAGACCGAGGGCAACGAGAGCUCCGAGGCCACGUCCCCCGUCAAUGCCAUUUAUUCCUUGGCAUAGCAAAAACGCCGGGAAAAGCCUCCAGAGCCCGAGGGGUUCGGAGCGGCCGCGGGUUCCGCCGGCAGCCGCCGCCGCCGCCGCCUCCGACAGGAAAGGGAAUCGAGCGAGGACUGAAAAAAAACAAAACAAAACAAAACAAAAAAAUAGAGAAAAAAAU
Messenger RNA from Serinus canaria (Common canary), 3697 nucleotides. RefSeq names its product neurofascin (gene NFASC). The coding region runs from base 1 to 3540 and encodes 1179 amino acids. The record is from RefSeq and is a predicted model, not a curated record. Gene Ontology annotation, molecular function: cell-cell adhesion mediator activity. Gene Ontology annotation, biological process: brain development; cell-cell adhesion. Lineage: Eukaryota; Metazoa; Chordata; Aves; Passeriformes; Fringillidae. The transcript has 27 exons.